This is a messenger RNA of Tarenaya hassleriana, 791 nucleotides long. RefSeq names its product 30S ribosomal protein S17-like. Bases 105 to 446 code for a protein of 113 amino acids. Gene Ontology annotation, biological process: translation. The record is from RefSeq and is a predicted model, not a curated record. Gene Ontology annotation, molecular function: structural constituent of ribosome. The transcript is spliced from 3 exons. Lineage: Eukaryota; Viridiplantae; Streptophyta; Magnoliopsida; Brassicales; Cleomaceae. Gene Ontology annotation, cellular component: ribosome.
CCCAGGAGAAUGAAAAACCCUAGACGGGAAGAACUCAAGUGUUCUCUCCGAUCAAUCUCUCUCCAGAGCUUAGUUCGCGAUUUUCUAGGGUUCUUCGCCGGAAAAUGAAGCCGGUGGUAGGAACUGUGGUGUCGAACAAGAUGCAGAAGUCGGUGGUGGUCGCCGUCGAUAGGCUCUUCCACCACAGGGUCUAUAACCGCUACGUCAAGCGCACUUCCAAGUUCAUGGCUCACGACGAAAACAAUCUCUGCAACAUCGGCGAUCGAGUGAAAUUGGAUCCUUCGAGGCCAUUGAGCAAGCGUAAGCAUUGGGCCGUUGCCGAAAUCCUCAAGAAAGCUCGGAUAUUUUCUCCCGAGGCUGUUGCUUCAGCUCUCAAUUCGUCGGCAGCUGGCACUUCCUCCGCCUCUGCUACCCAUUCCCAGACUUCCCCGCCUUCCUCUUCCUAAGAUGAUGGUGGGUUUCAAGAUUACACUGGACAUCUGGAGAGGUUAAGUUUAGAGUUGCUUGCUUGGCAUGGCAAGGUAACACUGGCCAUUCCAAAGCGGUUCUUGGUUGAUGAUGAUUAUUAUUUUAUUGAAAUAAAUCGUGAGAGUUUGAGAUAGAGAAGCAUGCAGUCGGCCUUGAUGGUUAACAAUCAGUCCUUGAUCAAAUGGAUGAAGUUUUGCCAUGGCUCAUGAAAUCUUGCGACACAAGUAAAUUCCGGGGAUGUGCCUUGGAUCUACCUCUCUUCUUCACACGUGUACAGUCUUCUGGGAUAAUGUAACAGUUUUCAUUAAAAAAAAAAAAAAAAA